CAAGCUGCAACAGAAUCAAUGUAUCUGGCUAAAGAUUGACAUGUGUGAGUGGGCCGUCUGCUAAGGUCUGGGGGGAUUAAAGUCGAUCACUGGACCUUCAGUCGACUACAUCGUGCUGAGACGCUCACACAGCACCAUGCUGGCUGCAGCGGUCCUGCUCGUAAGCCUGAGUCUGCUAAGUGUCCACGGACACGACACAACUCUGGACACCAUCUACAUAGAUUACGAAGAUUACACAGGCACAGACGCUCCUGACUCCAUUUUCAGUUUUGACGACUGGCUGUUCGACCUCCUGGAGGACAAUUCCUGUGAUCCAAACCCUUGUUAUCAUGGUGCCUCGUGCCAAAGUAAAUCUAGUACAGAAUUCACAUGCAGUUGUCCUGAGCCUUACAUCGGCAAGAGGUGUCAAAAAGUGAGAAACGUUUGCCAGAACGUCAAGUGUGGCCGUGGUGACUGCGUCGUCAACCUAAACAAACCUCCAUUUUAUGAGUGCAAGUGCAGACCACCCUACCAAGGCCCUGACUGCAAGACCUUGCCGACCUCACCCUGUGAGCCCAACCCCUGCAAGAACGGAGGGUCUUGCAUCAAAGGGAACCGCCGCUUCCGCUGCGCCUGUCCUACUGGAUUUACUGGGAAAUUCUGUGAAGCUGCUCCUACUGACUGUUACAGUGGAAAUGGAGAGACAUACAGAGGUGCUGUCAGUACGACAGAGGACGGGCUGGAGUGUCUGGACUGGAAGUCCAAUUUCAUUAUGCUGAAUGGGGACGAUCCAUUUUCUGUAUUCGCGGACUUUAACGGACUGGAUGAUAACAACUGCAGGAACCCAGAUGGGGAUACCAAGCCCUGGUGUUUCAUUAAAAAACAAAACAAACUAGAAUGGGACUACUGCAACGUCAAGAAGUGCACUCAAGUCCCGGCCACUCCACCACCAGUCAAACCAGUCACACCAGCGCCAGGAACUACACCAUUCUCCCAGUGUGGCAGACCCCAGACUCGCACUAGCAGGAUUUUUGGGGGCAGCAAGUCUUUCCCUGGCGCCCACCCCUGGCAGGUGUCGCUGCAGGUCCGACCCAAACGCUCAAACUUUCAGUUUGAGCACACGUGUGGUGGAAUCCUCCUGUCGUCCUGCUGGGUCCUCACUGCUGCCCACUGCAUUUCAUCUGCAAAUGAAUACCAAGUGGUACUGGGAGGUGUGAACAUAGAGAAACAGGAGGAGAUGGAUCAGACCAUCCCAGUAAUACAAACGAUUAUUCAUGAGAACUACAGGGACACUGGAGCCGCUCUGUACAACGACGUUGCUCUGCUUAAACUCAAAGUCACCGACAGCCCUUACUGUGCCAAGGAGACCCGCUUUGUGAAGUCAGUGUGUCUACCAGACCAAACCUUCCCAUCUGGCAAGGAGUGCGUGAUCUCUGGAUGGGGAGCCACUGAAACACAGAGGUACAGCAGCCAGCUGUUGAACGCUCGUGUGCUCCUGAUCUCCGAUGCACGAUGCAAAGCUCCUGAGGUCUACGGAAGUGUGCUGGACAACAGCAUGCUCUGUGCAGGGAUCAUGCAGGGGGGUACCGACUCCUGUCAGGGCGACUCAGGAGGACCCUUGGUGUGUCAGGAUAAUGGAGUGCACUACAUCACCGGCGUGGUGAGCUGGGGCCAAGGCUGUGGUGGGAGGAACAAGCCUGGCGUCUACGCCAACGUCAACGCUUUUACCAGCUGGAUCAGAAGCAAGAUGAACUGAACCAUAUCAGUCAAGUGAAUUCAAACACU
Acanthopagrus latus (yellowfin seabream) is the source of this 1764-nucleotide messenger RNA. RefSeq names its product hyaluronan-binding protein 2-like. The coding region runs from base 137 to 1735 and encodes 532 amino acids. Lineage: Eukaryota; Metazoa; Chordata; Actinopteri; Spariformes; Sparidae. Gene Ontology annotation, biological process: blood coagulation; proteolysis. Gene Ontology annotation, molecular function: serine-type endopeptidase activity; calcium ion binding. The transcript has 13 exons. The record is from RefSeq and is a predicted model, not a curated record.